CGAAGUACGAAGGAUUCGAACAAACAUUCCUCGAGGGACAAUUGAACAUUCCUACGAUACCAUGAGUGACUGGGCUUUGGACGCGCUUGCCGAACGCGUCCGUGAUCGAAAACAGAGCUUCGGAGACAUGAGCAGUGACGACGGACACGAGGCUCUCGAAGUCGUCUUUGAAGACCAACCACAAGCACGGCGAAAGUCGUCGAUAGUUAAGACCAACAUGCGACCCAGCCCGCAACGCAACAAUACAGCAUGUAUUGUACACCUCGGUCUGGAGGGAAAAGAUGAUGAGACGACGACUGAGCCUAGUGAAGAGGGCGUGUCCAUGGAAAAACCAGCGGACAAACUCACAGGCAGUCCCCCUAAUCAUGGCGAACACACGCAAUCACGAUUGCUCACCAAGAAGCAAUUGUCCGACAUGGCCUUUGGCAUUCGCGAACUCUCAAAACGUCUAGGUCGAGUCAAGCUGAUGCUCAAGGUCAAGAACAUCUUCGUUCUUACCAAGCUCACCGAUGCGACUCUGUGUGCCAAAGCCGCAGAGCUGACAAAAUGGCUGCUGGAUCAGAAAGAGGCACAGUACACUGUAUACGUCCAGGACAAGUUGCAGGACCUCAAAUCGUUUGACGUUGAAUCAAUCUUGGAAGGCGACGAGUCAAAGCAGAGCAGAUUGAAGUACUGGGACGAGGCCCUCUGCAAAAGAAUGCCUCACAAAUUCGAUAUUGUUCUUGCGCUCGGUGGUGACGGUACCGUCCUUUUCGCUUCCCUCCUCUUCCAACGCAUCGUACCUCCUGUACUCAGUUUCGCUAUGGGCUCUCUGGGUUUCCUUACCAAGUUCGAUUUUGCCAGAUACCAAGCCAUUCUACCUAGAGCCUUCAACGACGGCAUCACUGUUUCCCUUCGUCUUCGCUUCGAAGGCACCAUCAUGCGCAGCAUCCGUCGCGAAGGCCACAGCGAUGAGGAUCACGUUCAACGAAGACUAGAUGAGGAGCUUGUAGGUGCCGAAGCCGACGACCAUCACACCCACAAGCCCGAAUCGGCAUACCACAUCCUCAACGAGAUCGUCUUGGAUCGUGGCCCUAGUGGAACCAUGGUCGCUUUAGAUGUCUACGGUGACGAGGAAUGCUUCACUACGAUUGCAGCCGAUGGUCUCAUUGUUGCUACUCCGACAGGCAGUACAGCGUAUAACCUGGCAGCAGGAGGCAGUCUUUGUCAUCCGGACAACCCCGUCAUCCUUCUCACUGCCAUCGCCGCGCACACGUUAAACUUCCGCCCUAUCAUUCUACCCGACACUAUGGUAUUGCGUAUUGGCGUACCAUAUGAUGCGCGUAGUUCUGCUUACACAAGUUUCGACGGCAAAUAUAGAACCGAGCUGAAACCCGGUGACUACGUAACCAUUUCCGCAUCGAGAUUCCCCUACCCCAGCGUAUUACCCUUGAACAAACGCAGCGAAGACUGGAUCGAAAGUAUCUCACGCUCACUCGACUGGAAUUCACGAGCGAAACAAAAGCCAUACACGGAGGAAAAGAAGAAAGAUGGAGAAGGCAAAGAGGAAAAGUAAUCAUGAUCAUGGCACGAGCAUCCUGGAAACAAUUGCAUGGUAAUGGAAUGGCGUUUUUUCUGUCUCUUCCUUCUUUUCACUAGAGAUACCUAAGACGUAUGCUUCUAAUUUCUAUUCCUUGGCUCAAGC
Aureobasidium pullulans EXF-150 is the source of this 1684-nucleotide messenger RNA. Its product is annotated as ATP-NAD kinase. Bases 62 to 1555 code for a protein of 497 amino acids. Lineage: Eukaryota; Fungi; Ascomycota; Dothideomycetes; Dothideales; Saccotheciaceae. Gene Ontology annotation, molecular function: NAD+ kinase activity. The transcript has 6 exons. The record is from RefSeq and is a predicted model, not a curated record. Gene Ontology annotation, biological process: NAD+ metabolic process; NADP+ biosynthetic process.